Rhizoctonia solani is the source of this 282-nucleotide messenger RNA. RefSeq lists its product as uncharacterized. Lineage: Eukaryota; Fungi; Basidiomycota; Agaricomycetes; Cantharellales; Ceratobasidiaceae. The record is from RefSeq and is a predicted model, not a curated record. The transcript is spliced from 3 exons. Bases 1 to 282 code for a protein of 93 amino acids.
AUGGCCACACAAUUCUUGACCCGUCCGCAAAGGCAACCGCCUCCACUUGACCCUGAAGAGGGUGAUAGGGCGGCGCUCCGUAUGGUCAACAAUCUUGCUCAUACGCGGAAGAUACCUAUCAUUUAUGACGCUGAGCAACGUGGGCACCCCCAUAAGCCAUUGUGGAUCGUCACGCCAAUCAUCAUGGGGGAAAAGCAUUAUGUGUUUCAGAGGUGCGAGAAGACGAGGAAGGAUGCCGAAAAUACGUGUGCUCUGGCUAUCUGGAGUUCUGGGCAUCUUUGA